Messenger RNA from Nothobranchius furzeri (turquoise killifish), 3037 nucleotides. NCBI's taxonomy places the organism in Eukaryota, Metazoa, Chordata, Actinopteri, Cyprinodontiformes, Nothobranchiidae. The record is from RefSeq and is a predicted model, not a curated record.
CGUGCGUGCAGCCAGGACUGAGCGGGGGCGUGGCCUGUGAACUACCUGCAGCAGGUAGUUUCGUGUUUCCUGCAGGUUUUCUGCAGCAGACCGUUCCGUCCUGCUGCCGAGACGAGAGGAUUACUGAACCCCACCUGAAUCCGUUCAUGUCCGUUUGAACUUUGUUUUUGAGUUCCAACUUUUCCUGUUUCCUGAAUGACCUCAUCAGCAACCAGCAGGUAGAGCUAUGAUGUGAGAGAACCAGCUCCCAUCAGAACCUCACAGAGACGCCAUGCUCAGCUGUGAUGGUGACCCUGCAGAUGAAGCCGUGGGCUCGGAGGUCCAUCUGGAUCUUUCCCAGCACCCCUCCUACUCCGGCUCUGCUCCUUUAGAGCUAGAAGAAGAGGAAACGGGACAAGGAUGUGAAACCCAAAGCCAAGAUGGACGCCUUCAGAGAUGCGGACAGUUGGAUAAGAGGUGGAUUCUCUGGCAUGAGUUCAUGAAGGAACACGCCCACUUAGACACUUGGCUGCGAUUUGCUGAGCAGGCUGUUACCUCUUUAAGCCCCGCCUACAUUACUUAUAGUGUUGCCAAAGAGGAGCUGAAGAAGUUUGAGAGGUUGCGGUCUGAGGCAGGAUCUCAGCUCAUCCAGGUAGACAGUCUGACCCGCAGAAAUCGGACAUUGACUCGACUUUUCCAGGGCACAAUGCAAGCCCGGCUGCUGGCAUCGGCGCGGGAAUGUGGCCAACGAUGGGACGACGUGAACGCCAAACUGGAGUCCACCGGAGCACAGCUGCAGCGCUUCAUCACGGAGUGGGAGGAGUUUGAAGCAGAAAGGGAGGAGCUUGGUCUCUGGUUGGCUGACAUGGACGCUUGUCUAACUGAAAUCGAUCACAUGACAGGAAGCAACUGUAAAAAACUGAGACGGCUUCAGUCGUUCCAGCAGUCCGUGUGCGAGAACUCGGGCCGUGUGAACGCCCUGCUGCAGCGUGGCGAGGUGCUGAUCCAGCGCUGCCAACCAGCUGAUGCUCAGCAUGUGGAGGGCCGAUUGCUGGAGCUGCUGCGGCGGUGCAGCCAUGUCUACAACAACAUCGCCAGCACACACACUCGUCUCCUCAGCAUGAGACUGGUUUUCGAGGACGACUGGAUUCUGUCCCCGACUUCAGACUCCGGCUGUCCUUCAGAGAGUCUGCAUGACGGCGAGGAAGCGUUUGAUAAGUACCACCUGGACCUCCCUUCGGUUUCAAACCGCCUUAAAGAUCUCAGAGCAUCAGGUAACUCUGCUGCAGCCUCCCCCCCACGCCGGCCUUCACCCACCCACCACCCUCCUCCUCCGCCGUCUCCGUCCUUUCCUACCCAUGAGCACAUGGGGCUGGAGUGGGACCCCUCGGUGGACAUUGGACGCUCCGUCUCCCAUGACGAUGCAGACUCUUCGUAUUUCAGCGCCAGCACAGGUUUGUGCCAACGAGGUGGCAUGAAGCGGUGGAGCUACCUCAGCUCCUUUGACUCUGUUUCUGACAUCAGUGCUGACCUCACAAACCAGGAAGUAGAUGUUGGUUCAGAGGAGUGGCUCGACCAUGCUGCACCCAGACUCCUCGCUCUCAGGCAAGAUGGGGACCAAUGGACAACCUCCACUCCUGCCAGAGAAGACGAUGAGCCAAUGAGGUUUGAUGGAGGGCGUGUGAAGGCGUGGCUGAGUGUCCAGAGCUCCACCCCCUCUGAGAACAGGACUUCUUGUUCCAAGGCAGUCCAGACUGACGGAGAAGUGAAGUCAGCCAGACCUACAGGAUGACAAGGACUUUUCUUGCUGUGAAGAAGAUGAGCAGCUCCUCUCUGAUCAGAGGUUGACUUCCAGAGCUGCAGCCUCCUGCUCGUCCUCGGCGCUCCUCCUCCUCGCCGCAGCUCUCGUUCUGUUCGGCAGCCUGAUCGCAGUCGUCAUGGAACCUCCGUGUCACCGUGGCAACCAGAUGUUUCGAACCUUCCACCUCAUGCUGAGUUACGUCAACGGGCCUCCACCAACCUGAAGGCCAGUGCUCAAAGGUCAAAGGUCAAUCCUACAGGCCCUGAUGAGACUCAACAGGGCAUCGCCAAAGUGACUGUAUUGGAUUUUCAUUUUCAUGCUUUCUGCCUAAAAAAAACGUUGCUGGAAAUCCUCAAAACGUUUUUUUAGUUGCAUUCAUUUUGGUUUUAUUUUAGUUGAUUUGUUGUUAGAUUUAGUUUAGUUUUGUUUGGACUGAACUAUAUUUUUCGUUUGGAGAUUAAAAUCCGACGGCUGGACUCAAACUUUUUGAGACCGCUGCAGCUGGAAAAGAAGAAACGAGGCCGCUUUUUUUCUGCUUGCUAAACGGGCAGAAAGCCGAUGAUUUAACUCUUGACUUGUUUUGGAAGCUAAAAACAUGAGAUCUAAAGUUCCCAACCAGAAGAUUUUCCCAAAUAAGCUUCCUGGUCAAGGAAUUCCCUUUUAAAUCCAAAUAUCUGACAGGAUUUAAAUCCGUUUUCUCCGUUUAAUUAGUCUGAGAAUUAGUAAAACCUGAAGCAGAAUUUAAAAAAAUGAAAAGCUUUUCACAUUGAUGAAGCUUUAGAAGACAUUUUUUGUUUAUAAUCUCCUAAAUAUCAUAAAAAUAAAAGGUUUAACAUUUAAAUAGUAGUAAAAACAGACUGUUUAAACACUUAACAACCACAAACGGUGGGACUUGAAUAAAUAAACAUAAUCGGUAUAAUUAUGUUUAUUAUUCACUCGCUGUCAGUAAAAUGUAUCCUGCAGUUAAAACCGGUUUUUUCUUCUUCACGUUUUGAAUUUUCUCUCAUUUUUUGACUCGUUUGUUUGAACUUCUAAAAGUGGGACUUUUCUCAGGGAAAACUUUCCAUCCAAGUUUACAAAAAGAGUAAAUUUAAUGAAGAUUAAAUGAUCAAAGUUGAUGUUUUUAGACCUUUAAAAGGUUUAAACAUGAAAAGAUUCUGAAAUUAAACGUUUCACCAUUUAAUCUUUUUGUUACAGAAAAAUCAGGCGAUGAAUUUAAUGGUUUUGUUUUUCUACACAAAUAAAGUAUAAAACGCU